UUUGUGGAUUUCGACAAGCGCUGAGAAACGGCGGGUGUUGUGUGGGAGCGCGGGGGUAUAAUUGGUUGAUUAACUGUGUUAUAAUUUAUAUUGUUUGCGGUGUGAAUCUGCUGGGAUAGGCUGCAGUGCAUAUUGAUACAAAAUAUUUCUUUGUUCAGCUAUAAUUCUGCUUUCAAUGCCAGGGGACUUGACAUGAAGGAAGCAUAUUUUCUCUCAGUAGUGUCGUAUCACUGAAGCUGGAAGCUGCUUUUGAAAAGCCCAUUUGAUACAUUUUCCGAAGUCACACAAAUAAAAUGGCUUUGACAAGACCUAGUUCCAAAUCAUCACUUAUGAGUAAGAUUCAUGGCGCUAUUGCUGACAAGAUGGGACCACCGAGAUUGAUCAUUGAAAGGAGGACUAUAGAGAAGACAUACAAGCUCAUGGAUAGAGUAGUCAAACUCUGCCAGCAUCCAAGAAUGAAUCUGAAGAACUCUCCACCUUUUUUGUUGGAUAUUCUGCCAGACACUUACACACAUUUGAAGGAGAUAUGCAGCCGCUAUGAAGAUCUGGAAGUUCUCAACAACAAUGAGUACUUCAGGGUCUUCAUUGAAAAUCUGAUGAAAAAGUGUCGCCAAGCAGAAAAGCACUUCAGGGAUGGAAAGGAGCAAAUGUAUGAUGAGAACUCUGUGUACAGGAGGAAUCUCACAAAGCUGUCUCUUGUGUUCUCACACAUGCUCUCGGAGCUGCGUGCAAUAUUCCCAGAACAUGUGUUUAUGGGUGACCAGUUCAGAGUCACAAAGAGUGAUGCAGCAGACUUCUGGAAGAUGUACUUUGGAGAAAGGACAUUGGUGCCAUGGAAGGUGUUCAAAGAGCGGCUUGAUGAGGUGCAUCCCAUCAACCCUGGACUGGAGACAAUGGCGCUGAAAACCACCAUAGACCUCACCUGCAAUGACUACAUCUCAAACUUUGAGUUUGAUGUCUUCACCAGGCUGUUCCAGCCGUGGACCACGCUGCUGAAAAACUGGCAGAUCCUGGCCAUCACACACCCGGGAUACGUGGCCUUCCUCACGUACGACGAGGUGAAGGCCAGGCUGCUCAAUUUCAAGGACAAGCCCGGCAGCUACGUGUUCCGUCUGAGCUGCACCCGACUGGGCCAGUGGGCCAUCGGCUACGUCACCACAGACGGCAGCAUUCUGCAGACGAUCCCGCAGAACAAGAGCCUGUGUCAGGCGCUGCUGGACGGGCACCGGGAGCGGUUCUACCUGUACCCGGACGGACAGGACGAGAACCCCGACCUGUCGUGGGCCGUGCAGGCCACGCCUGAGGACCACAUCCGGGUGACGCAGGAACAGUACGAACUGUACUGCGACAUGGGCAGCACGUUCCAGCUGUGCAAAAUCUGCGCCGAAAACGACAAGGAUAUCAAGAUCGAGCCGUGCGGACACCUGCUCUGCACACCCUGUCUGCAGUCGUGGCAGGACUCUGAGGGCCAGGGCUGCCCGUUCUGCCGAGCCGAAAUCAAGGGCACCGAACAGAUCGUCGUCGACGCCUACGACGCCAGCCGGGCGAGGGCGCGCGUGCGUCGGCUGCGUCGCGACUGCCCACUGCCGCCGCCGCCGCCGCCACCCCUGCCGCCGCACCCGUCCUCACACGCCGCCUCAAACAGCCAGCAGCUCUCGUGACGGCCCGCCGCCUGCCGGCCGCGUCUCGAAACCAAAGUGUCCGCCCGGCCGCCGCACGGCGCUGGCGUCGGGUGGCCAGCCCACUUGUUAGCCUUGUUCAAUACGCUUAGUACUUACGGCGCGAUUCGCGCGGCCGGUGGAGAUGGAAGCCACGGCACGGCACUGGAGACGCAUCAGGGCAGUGUAAUGGACAGCUCAGCCGCUCGGCAGUCUACUGCGGGAUCCGAUGGUGGACGAACUAUUACCUACUGCCGGAUGCCAGAACACUGGAGACAAGCGACGCUGUGGCAUAAUCUGAUCGUGGCGAGUGCGACAUUUUUCCAUAAUGAUCUGCUGUGAAGGCUCAUCUGUGUGAUUCGUACGCUGGUAUGAUGCGUGGGCGAGGUGGACUCGAUAUGCCUCAGCUGUGGUUACGAGUCGAUCCGUCUCAAAACGUUCCGUUAUGCGUGGGGAUGACUGGAGCUCCGGCUCUCACGCCUACGUGGUGUAUCAUGCAAGUUGUGCGGCGUGGGCCUGCCCUGGCUAUACGAGUUACGGUGUCUCGCUCGGCUACGCAGCGUGCUGUAGACGGGAAUGAGGGACCGGAAUUUGAUAAACUAGAUCACCAAAUCGACACCUGCUCACGGUUCCCACUGCUCUCUACUUGCCUUGGUCGGCCCUGCUGGGGAUCCGGACAAGAAACACGUUUAGUUUCUGUAGAAAUGCUCAGCAGUGUGUUAUUUUUGUCAGUUGUCACAACCCAGCUAUCUGUGUUCUUUGCCAGUCGGGAUUAUGUUAGUGCUGUCCUUGGGUCAAGAAGAAAAUCAGACCCAGGAGAUGAGAGUUUGUCAUUUUCCAUGAAAAUGAUGAUCGUGUAAGGAAUCUAGGACUAGUAAACCGAAAAGCCGCGUAUGCCCACCGCAGAUAUGUAAAGAAGUGGUAGGUUUCGUUCAAGGUCCGGGAUAUGUCCUCUGUGAAAUCGCCCAAUUUUGGUGGCUCUACCGCUCACUGCUCGGCUCUUCUCUCGCUCCGUGCGAUUAGCCACAAUCGGAUCCAUUCGCCGUCGUAUUCGCUAUCUCGUUUUGUCACAGUUCAUCAGGUCCUUGGCUGUCUGUAUGGGUGAUGUCGUAUUUUUGCUAUCCUCGUCGCCCGCGCCGAGUCUGUUGCCUUUCCGCUGCGCCGUCGCACGCUGUUACCGCAAUGUGGCGUCUGUCAAUGCUCUUUUGGGACGCCCCGCCGCUCUGUGACCGGUCCAUGAGUGUUCUCGAGAGUAGACAGAUGGGCUCCCGUUUCAGUGCACUGUUCAGAUGCGAGGCCGAUUUCUCAGAGAUGCUGCAUAUUAGUAUGGUGCGGGCGCGGAAGCAGCGCUGUUGUUUAGUUGUGUGUAUGUGACCGGGUUCUGUGUGUAUCUCUGGUGAUCUGAAAGUGAAUUCUGGGGCGAUCUGAGUGAAUCCUGGGACGAUCUGAGUGAAUACGGGCAUGCGCAUGAGAUUCUACAAGAGGAGAAGCCAUCCAUUAUAUUUGUACAAAUGGACAUCAAUAUACAAAUAUUCUUGUACAGAAA
Amphibalanus amphitrite is the source of this 3204-nucleotide messenger RNA. RefSeq names its product E3 ubiquitin-protein ligase CBL-like. Bases 294 to 1661 code for a protein of 455 amino acids. The record is from RefSeq and is a predicted model, not a curated record. Gene Ontology annotation, biological process: negative regulation of epidermal growth factor-activated receptor activity; cell surface receptor signaling pathway. Gene Ontology annotation, molecular function: ubiquitin protein ligase activity; SH3 domain binding; receptor tyrosine kinase binding. NCBI's taxonomy places the organism in Eukaryota, Metazoa, Arthropoda, Thecostraca, Balanomorpha, Balanidae. Gene Ontology annotation, cellular component: membrane raft; plasma membrane. The transcript is spliced from 6 exons.